AGAGGACGCGUAGAUUGGGUAGCCCCACCAGGGCACCCCCUGCCUGCCACAGCCCGACCAGGCACACCCCUGUAAAGGGUGGCACAUACGACUCAGAGCUUAUGAGGGCGUUGCGAGAAAGGGAUGAGAUGCAAAGCAUGCUGGAUAAAUACGAGCGUCACCUCUCCGAGAUGCAGGCCAAUGUCCGAGUACUCACGACUGACCGGGACAAGACAAGAGCACACUACCUGCAGGCUCAAGAGGAGAUAGCGAACCUUCGGCGGGAGGUGUUGCGGUCGAAAGCAUCGCGGGGGCCCAAGAGCAGCGUGACAGCACAGAGCAUGCUCAAACGCCUGGAGGCCGAGAGGGACGAGGCCAGGUCCGACCUGCACCGCAUGAGCACAGAGAGAGACAGCCUGAGGGAGAGACUUAAGAUCUCUCAGGAGACAGCUAUAAGUGAGAGAGCUCACCUGGAGCAAAGAGUGGAGGAUCUGCAGAAUGCUGUAUUGACACUGGAGCAGGAGCGUGGAGAGCAGAAGUGCAGGCAGACACAGACGAGGGAGGCCACGGCAGCGCUGGAGGAGGAGGUACACACGCUGAGCAGAAAGCUCGCCGCCAGCCAGGACAACCUCGGCCGCCUCAGGAACCAGUACAACACGCUCAGGGUGUGCCACGGCCGCACGGAGAACUCACUGAGCGAUGCAAAUCGGCGGCUAGCCACCAGGACGACAGAGCUGCAGAGCACACAGGAGAGGAGCAGGCAGCUGGAGGAGAGGAGCGAGUCAUUGCUGAAGGAGGUGGUGGGUCUCAAAGAGGAGCUGAGUGUCAUGCAAGGCACUCUGUCAGAACUGGGGCAGUGCAGAGAUGCCCUGCAGGAACAGCUAGAGAGGAAGAGCUGUCAGCUGAGCUCUGCUAACAGGCAGCUGGAAGACAAGGAAAGCACCAUGCAUGCUCUGAAACUCGAAAUCAAAGACCUGGAGACUACCACAAAUGCUGUGAGAGUGAUGAUGAGCGGCAGGGAGAGGGAGCUGGACGCUUCGAGGAUGAAGGUGUCAGACCUGGGAGACGAGCUGGCCACCACGCUGAAGGCCCAGGAGGCCAUGCUGCGAGAGACCGCGCAACUUAGAAGCGGCCUUGACCGGGUCCGACUGGACUGCCAGGCUUUGCAGCUCAAACUGGAUGAGGCUGGUCAGGAGAAGGCGGAUUUGGAGAGAAAAGUGCAGAACUACAUGUCUGACACCUCUCGCAUCAAAGACCUGCUGUCCUCCAAGGAACGCGAGUGCCACGAGCUCCAGGAAGGUCGACGGCAGGCGUCUGCACAGGCUGGUGGCUGGGAGGAGCAGGCCAGGGAGGCGGAGGCCAGUGCCGCCGAGCUGCGCAUGGGGCUCCACACCUCAGACUCAGAGAGGCGCGCGCUGAAGACCAGGGUGGACAGCCUGGAGGGCAGUCUGCAGGAGGCGCUCAGUGCUAAACAGUCCCAGAGUGCUGAGCUGUCCCAGCUGAACCACACACUGCAGAAGCAGAAGGCAGAGCUUCAGCAUGUGGAGGCGGAGCUGCGGAGGGUGGAGGCGGAGCGGUCGCACGCGCAGCAUGACCUGGAGAAGAUGCGCGAGCUCUGCAUCAAACUGGACACCAGCAAAGAGACUGUGCGGCAGGAGUUGGAGAUGUGGCGCUCAGAGGCAGAGCUCGUACGUGAUCAGCUGACCAGCGAGCGGGCAGCGGCACGCAGCCUCCAGGGCCUGCUGUCUGACGUGCGGGAGAAGGAACUGCAUCGGCAGCUUGGCUCGCAGGAGAAACUCACCGAGAUCCAGCUCCUGCGUGAUAAACUCGCUGUGGCUGAUAGCAAGGCGAGCACUCAGGGCAGGGAGAUGGUGCAGUUAAAAACUCGGUCAGCACAGCUGGAGGCUGACCUGGAGGCCACCAGGAAACAGCUCUCCAAUGAGCGCUUUGAGAGGGAGCGUGCGGUGCAUGAGCUCCGCAGGCUUGGUCUCUCUUCAUCCCCACAUUCUCCGUUGCUCUCGUCCACGCUACGAUCGUCCACCUCGCCCACCCGCAACUCCCUCAGCCCUCAUGUGUCCUGGUCACCUGAGCGCUCCAGCCUCGCCAUGCCCAUCUGCCCACCACCCAAGAGCUCACCCAACAGGAGUGUAAAUUUUAAAGAUCUGUAUGACUAAGCAGACCUGGAUUGGACUGGAUUCUCCUGUUUUCAUUUUGGAUGCACAUCAAAUUUAUUGUGAUCCUUGAUUACCUGCUGAAAUAAAUUAAAUAAUUCUAUUUUAAAUCUAUUUGAGUUGUUGUCCAGGUGCUGUGAAUGAAUAGACAUGAAUGUAAUAUUGAUGUUCCAUUAAUGCUAUAUUUCUGCUUUAUACGAUGUGAAUUCUUGCCAUUUUACAUUGUUGUUUUCAUAAUUGAUCACUUCAUAUU
Electrophorus electricus (electric eel) is the source of this 2403-nucleotide messenger RNA. It is a transcript of the gene tsga10, whose product is annotated as testis specific, 10. NCBI's taxonomy places the organism in Eukaryota, Metazoa, Chordata, Actinopteri, Gymnotiformes, Gymnotidae. The record is from RefSeq and is a predicted model, not a curated record.